AUGUCAAAACCCCUGGCUCAAGGAAAAACGAAGGCAAUCUACGCUGUCUCCGGUGAUGACAGCAAAGUUUUGAUCAAGAGUUUGGACAGUUUAACCGCUUUCAACGCCCAACGUAAAAGUGAAUUGGAAGGAAAGGCAGCGGCGGCUUCAAAGACCACCUGCAACAUCUUUCGGUAUUUGAACGCUUGCGGUAUGUAAAUUCGAUGUAAUGUAUGCAGGAGGUAGACAAGUGUGGUUCUUAGAAAUUUUCGUGUACUCUGGAAGUACAGUCAAACAACAAACGUGCAAGGAGUUAAAAAUUCGUUAGAGUGGUGCCAUUUUCACUCAUUUGGCCCUGAGGUUAACCCUUUGGACCUUCGAGAUUUUUGUUAUUGACAGGCUCCGUUACAAAAUUUUCAGCCCGAUUUUUGAUGAAAAAUUAAAUUUUUGGCUAUGUCAGAUCUGAAUGUCAUUUCUCUUGAAAAUCCAGUCUAGCGUUUUGAUCUAAAAAUCUCAUUUUAGGGCUCAAAACGCAUUUUGUCCGCGAGGUUUCGGAAACCGAGUUCGAAGCCCUGAAUUGCACAAUGAUUCCGAUCGAAUGGGUGGCCCGUCGAAUCGCCACCGGCUCAUUUUUGAAGCGAAACCCGGGCGUGAAAGAGGGCUACCUUUUCACGCCGCCGCUCAUUGAAACCUUCUUCAAAGAUGACGCCAACGAUGACCCUCAAUGGAGCCGUGCGCAACUUCUGGAGGCAAAUUUUGAGCUUAACGGGAGGAAAAUCGGAGUCCACGAAUAUAAUUGGAUGCAGCGUGCAACGUCCGUGAUUUUCCGACUAUUGGAAAAGGCCUGGCGCACGGUGGGAUGUGUUUUGGUCGACAUGAAGAUCGAGUUCGGAGUCACCACGAAAGGAGAGCUGGUUUUGGCGGACGUGAUUGACAAUGACAGCUGGAGAGUGUGGCCAAACGGCGAUCGGAGAUUACAAUUGGACAAGCAGGUCUACAGAGACUUGCCACAGGUAAAAACUUUUUGAAUGGGGCAUCCAAGGUGCGAGGCAUUCGAUUUUUUAUUCUUACAGCAGCGGACCUGAUCCAGUGGCAAAAAACGUACCAUUUUGAAUCCGGGAAGUACGAAAAAAUGUAGCAAAAUAGCUCCCUUUCCAAGUUAGAAAGCUCCGAUUUCAAAAGCGCCCUUCAAAACGGAGUUUUUUACUUGGAGAUGGAGGCAUUUUGCUACAUUUUUUGGUACUUCCCGGAUACAAAAUGAUACUUUUUUUGCCACUGGAUCAGGUCUGUCACUGUAUGACAAAAUUUUUUAAUUUUUUGAGAUUGCGCUACAAGCAAUCGAAGUUUUUAGAUCAAAAACAAAAAUAUUGAACCCCAAAAUUUUUCCAGGUAACCGAAGAAGCGCUAAAAGAAGUCAAAAAGAACUACGAACGAGUUGCACAGCUGACAAAUGACUUUGCCGACCCAUCCAAAGUCCCCAACGUCGAAGCCAUUAUUAUCAUGGGGUCGGCCGCUGAUGCUGAUUAUGGAAAGAAAAUCGCGGCUUCUUUGACAAAUUUCGGAGUCGAAACCAGUCUCAGGGUUUGCUCAGCGCAUAAGUCGACAGCCGAAGCACUCGAACUAAUCGGAGAAUUGGAAAAUAAAGCCAAUCCUUGCGUUUUGAUCGCCAUUGCGGGCAGAUCCAAUGGACUUGGUCCAGUUUUGGCGGCUAAUUCUAUUCUCCCCGUAAUUAAUGCCCCGCCAUUCAGCGCGGACUGGGCUGCACAAGACGUUUGGAGCUCGCUAAGAAUGCCAACUGGAGUGGGAUGUACUACCGUAUUGGGAGCAGACGAGGUCGCGCUGGCAGCUGCAAAAAUAUUAUCCAUCCAUAAUCAUCUUGUUUAUGGGAAAUUGUUGGGAAAUCAGCUGAAUAACAUUCAGAAAAUCUUUGUAAGUCGACUACGUGAUUUUUUGCAAGCUAAACACACAUACCCUAACCUUACAAACCCAAAAAAAUCAUCUUUUGCACCGUAAUUUGCGUUAUUUUAGGACUCGGAUCAACAACUCGCCCAAUUAACCCUAUAA
Molecule: messenger RNA, 2043 nt
Organism: Bursaphelenchus xylophilus (pine wood nematode)
Lineage: Eukaryota; Metazoa; Nematoda; Chromadorea; Rhabditida; Aphelenchoididae
Source: the annotation of a GenBank genome assembly